AUGGAUUCAAAGUUAAUUAAUUUCAUUAAAGUCGAUGGAGACAAGUUUGAAGAUAAAUCAAUUGAAUUUAUUAAAGGUAUAAUUAAAGAAUCAAUUAAUAGUAGAAAUAUUGCAGUCGUUGGUUUAUCAGGAGGAUCAACACCAAAACCAAUUUAUGAAAAAUUAGGAAAUGCAGAUGAAAGUAUUCAAUGGGAAAAAGUUUUUUUCUUUUCAGUUGAUGAAAGAUAUAUUGAAAAAGCAAGUAAAGAUUCAAUUUAUGAUUUAAUUAGUAAAUCAAUUUUCUCAAAUCGUAAGCAAUUAUUAGACAGUAAUUUCGUUACACCAGAUACAUCACUUCCAUUAAAAGAUUGUAUUGCAAAAUAUGAACAAGAUUUAAAGAGUUUAAUUUCAAAGAGUGGUAAUGCACCAGAUUUAGUCACUUUAGGUAUGGGCGAAGAUGGUCACAUUGCUUCCAUUUUCCCAAAUGCCUCAAUCUCACCAGUAGACCAUAAAGAAUUAGUCUAUCACACCACCACUGAACGUUUUGCCAUUUUUGAUCGUAUAACUACAAAUAUCAAUUUCCUUUCAUCUGCAAGAAAUAAAGUAUUCUUUAUGUCUGGUGCAAACAAAAAAGUUGUUUGGGAUGAAAUGUUUGGUUCUCAAGAAAAUAUCAAUAGAUGGCCAGCUCACUUAAUCAUUAAAUCUGGUAAUACAAAUGUAAUUUAUAGAGAUUAA
Dictyostelium purpureum is the source of this 714-nucleotide messenger RNA. RefSeq lists its product as uncharacterized. NCBI's taxonomy places the organism in Eukaryota, Evosea, Eumycetozoa, Dictyosteliales, Dictyosteliaceae. The transcript has a single exon. Gene Ontology annotation, molecular function: 6-phosphogluconolactonase activity. The record is from RefSeq and is a predicted model, not a curated record. The coding region runs from base 1 to 714 and encodes 237 amino acids. Gene Ontology annotation, biological process: pentose-phosphate shunt; carbohydrate metabolic process.